Molecule: messenger RNA, 1287 nt
Organism: Helicoverpa armigera (cotton bollworm)
Lineage: Eukaryota; Metazoa; Arthropoda; Insecta; Lepidoptera; Noctuidae
Exons: 5
Coding region: 5-1096 (363 amino acids)
Source: RefSeq, a predicted model, not a curated record
UAGAAUGCAACAGAGUAUUUUAAGAAGAAAAAUGGACAGCAUCUUACGAAGCGAUCAACCAGUGCAAAACGAUAGAUUAUCACCAAGUGAUAUAUACAAGAAAAGAAUACAGGAAAAAAGAAGAAAAGAUGCAAAAAAAAUUGAAAACGCCAGAAGAAUGCAAAAUGUAAAAAAAGCUCAAAAUACUAAAAGAAAUUUCGAGAAGUCGUACCAAAAAAGCGUUAACGCUAGAAGAAUACGAAAUGACAGAAGGAUGUGGGUUGCUACUUCUGGCGCCACUGUCGUCUUUAGGAAGUACAUGGACAAUUCAACGAUCCCUCCAGACCCGCCAGAUUUUAAUUCCUCCGAACUCGACCAUGGAGCAGAAGAGCACCCAGAAAUGGAUGUUGGUGAUGAUGGUGGUGGCCCCGGUGGAACUGGUGGAAGUGAAGCGUUCUGGGGAAAAUUCUUUAAAAGUCUGACGAUGAUCUUCGACGGGCUUUCGGCCAUCGAGCCAGCUGGCAGCAAUGGUCAGAAAGUUAGGGCUUGUCUCCACAUUGCGACCACGUAUAUGAACGCACACAAAGAUUUGCGAAGGUAUAUGGGGACGCGAUAUUUUUACGAAAACAAUUUGCAGUACGAGGUUGGAUAUAUGACGAGUGAAAUAAUAACCAAAUAUCAAAGAAUGUUAGAAAUUUAUCACAUAGCACAAGAUAAAUGGCGCAAGCAUCAGAACAGAGAGUUUGCUUCCAGCAUUUACAUGCUAUAUCUGUAUACAAAUAUUCUUGAAAUGGGUACCGUGAUAGGACAUCUGUGUGCCAUGUUGGCUGAAAUGGAAUUGAGGUUCCGCGACCCAAGUCGUAAGAAGACAGGAUUCGAGGAUUACCAUAUGCCCCCGAAAAAAAAGACGCAAAAGCACGGGACCGAAGCUUUCGAGGCGUCUAUUGAUGAAUAUGAGAAGAGGUUGUUAGAUGGACAGAAGAAGCGGCGAAAACAACGAAAUAAGGACAGAAAGAAAAAUUUGUACGCCGGUUACAAACCCACACCUCCGGACAAAAAGCCGAGGGGGAGUUCUUGGGCACUCGACUACGGAUGGUCGAUCGAAUACAACUGGUGAAGUUACCGUGGAUAUAAUAUCGGAUAUCGUUUAUAUCAAGUGGUUAUCAAUCAAGCACAGAAGACCAAUUAUUUAUAGUUUACUAAAAAUACCAAUUAAAUAAAACAAAAAGUGAAAUAUGUGACUAGGACUGAAAAGGAUCAAGUUUGUUACUGAUUAGCAUUUAAUUAUGUUUAUUAUAAAUGGAGUUU